AGAAACAAAAUGGCGGCCACUAAGAUGGCUGGAAAGACCCCUGGCACUGGGGGUAUAGUUAGAGUAGGUUACUAUGAAAUGGAACGGACAAUCGGAAAAGGGAAUUUUGCAGUUGUCAAAUUGGCAACUCAUAUUGCUACAAAAACCAAGGUGGCAAUCAAGAUCAUUGACAAGACACAACUUGAUGAAGACAACCUAAAUAAAAUAUACAGAGAAAUUGAGAUAAUGAAACUCUUGAAACAUCCAAACAUCAUCCGCCUUUAUCAGGUAAUGCAGACAGAACGCAUGUUAUAUCUCGUCACAGAAUAUGCCAGUGGAGGGGAAAUAUUCGAUCACCUAGUCGCACAUGGUCGAAUGAACGAGAAGGAGGCGAGACGGAAGUUUAAACAGAUAGUGGCAGCAGUAUCAUAUUGCCAUAGUCGCUGUGUCGUACAUCGAGAUCUGAAGGCUGAAAAUCUUCUUCUUGAUGCCAAUCUUAAUAUCAAAAUAGCAGACUUUGGGUUCAGUAAUUACUUUAAGCCAGGGUCUUGUUUGAAAACCUGGUGUGGAAGUCCUCCAUAUGCGGCACCUGAACUUUUUGAAGGGAAGGAAUAUGAUGCUCCAAAAGUUGAUAUAUGGAGUCUGGGUGUGGUGCUAUAUGUGUUAGUGUGCGGGGCUUUGCCAUUUGAUGGAAACACGUUACAAAGCCUGCGUGGACGGGUGCUAAGAGGAAAAUUUGGAGUCCCAUUUUACAUGACUACAGAAUGUGAGAAUUUAAUAAAAAUGAUGCUGACGGUUGAUACUAAGAAACGCAUCACAAUGAAACAGAUCAUACAACACAGAUGGAUGAAAGGUGGAGAUGAUGACCCAGAAUUUGAAGAACAAAUUAAUGAGUACAACCGACCGACGGAUGUGGAUCCCGACCUGGAGAACUUAAACGAACAGAUCAUGUCUCAUAUGGAGUACCUAGAUAUAGAUAUAGAACGGGUAGUUAGGUCUGUUCGUGAACAGUGCUAUGAUUUCCAUAGUGCCAUAUAUCACCUACUGUUAGAUAAACUAAAGAAGCAUCCAAAGACAAUGAUGAACAAACUACCGACCUUGGGUCCUCCGAAUCUGCCCCUCGCCGUACGGACGGAGCGAAGAUCUAGUAUUACUACCGGUGUUGUUGAAAGAGUAGAGAUACCAUUAGAAGUUGAGGUCUCAAAGGAAACAGAGCCAAAGCUACCUGGUGCCACGGCAACUAUUGGUGCUAUCCCACAAGUUCAGUUUUUUAAUGAAAAUAACCAAUUAACAGAGCCUGAUGAAGGCAGUCAGCAUUCCGAUUCCGACAGUGAGGAGCCGUGUCCUGAAGCUUUAGCUCGUUACCUAGCAAUGCGACGACAUACGGUAGGAGUCGGGGACAGUCGCCAUGAGGUGCCAGAAGACGUCCGCGUCAAACUUGCCAACAAUCAGCCAAUCAUUGCCCUUCCUCAGCCAAACUAUCUCCUGCCUCUCAGCCUCUUGCCCCACAUGAAUCUCCCCCACACUAUGCCGGAAGUGCAGAGUGAGGUGCCUAGUUAUCCAACCAAUGAACAGCAUUUACUGCAGCCACCGAUAUUAUGGGGCCCAGAUGUUGGUGGUUGCCUCGGCAACAUGAGCAGACGGGCGUCUGAUGGCGGGGCAAACAUUCAGUUGUUUGCCCGACAAAUGUAUGGAGGGAGUCUGCCAGGUAGUCCAGGAAGUCAGGAGUGUCUAGCAGGGUCACCCUUAUCACCUGUAGGCAUGCCCUUGACACCCAUUCAAGGUUCUGUGACAGUAGAGGAGAACGAGGACGGGGGAUCAGACCAGGAGCCGGAUACAGAGGCCGUACAGAGGUACCUAGCAAGUAGGGGGCGCAACAAGCGACACACGCUGGCCAUGUCAAACCCGAUGCACGAGAUUCCAGAGGAAUUACAACGUAAACUGUCUCUUCAGCCAAUCAGACCUGUCCGUAGAAACCACUUCCCGGGAGGAGGAUCAUUGACUCCAAACUCCUUCCGUGAUGUGAACUCUCUACACCUACCUAACGAGAGAUUUUCACCUGUUCGUCGGGCCAGUGAUGGCCUUCCGAAUCUACACAAACAUCAAUCUCACCUGGAAAAACUGUAUAAUCAGACUCUGAGCACUCGUCACAGUCACUCUAGUUUGAAACAGCUUCACCACGAAUGUCAGGAACUACAGAAACAAGUCUCCAAUAGAGAUCCUGGCAGCGAGGCUGAGUUACAGCAACAACAUACCUUACACCGAUUACAUCACACCCUACAGCCUACAACAACUAUACAGCAUUCACCAGUACCUUCGCCUCCGCUGGCUCCAGCCUCACCAAGUUUUGCCCGCCAUGCUGCCACGACUACAGAUUCUCAAAGUGCAACCCUUUAUCAGCAUCUUCAACGUCUACAUCUUCACCAACAUAUCCAAAACUCACAACAGCCAUACCAACGAGGGUCUCCACCCACCUGCCUCCCGAUGCAACGCACUGAUUCACCACCUCAGAAUUUCUCCCCGCUUUAUCAGAACUACAGUCAGCCUCAUCAACGGAACAGUCCUCCACCAAAUAUCACCAACUUUCAGAAUCUUCAGAUGAUUAAGGAGGACUCGCAGGACCUCCCUGAUCAGAGUCCUACUGAGGAGGGGGAAGUCAGCAUGCAGGUUGGGGAGGCAGAGUUCCCUUCCCAGGAUAAGAAACACAGACAGUUCUCAGGAAAGCCUCAGAUUAGUAUAACCGAUACCUCUGGUCACGUCACAGACGUGACUUCUGAGGGGGAAAAUGAAAUGUCUCCUUCGACAACGGAGGUUGACACCCUUACGAGAACAUCGGCUACAUAUCACACCUUCCAGGACUCUUCAAGUUCACAAAACUCUCCUCAGCCGUCUCCGACACGUUCUCACCGCCCUCUCACUCAUUCUCAUUCCUCGCCAGCCUCGCCUAAUCAUCAAUCUCAUGCUCCGACAAAUUUCACCUCUCACCCUGUGACGUAUAAUUCUCUAAUUUUCGGCAGUUACAUUACAAAUCUGGCCGCCAUUCCUUCCCAAGUUACAGACUUAAGUAACCUUGGUAACCUCAAGGGCUACUCAAUCCCUGAUCCAAGUCAUGCCAACAUUCCCUACACCUGCGGAUGGGUAGGCCCUCAGCUGUCCUCUCAAAAUAGGUCACAGCGACCUAGUUCUGGGCGGAUGGCUGUGGGUCGACAGCCAUCAGUGGUAGGAGUGGGCAUUCCGGAUUCAGUAAAUUACCAGAACGUUGGUGUACCUAAUUCAAAUGUAAGUGUUCCAAUCGAAGCCCAAAGCAACAGAGUUUACAAUGGUGACCGAAAUCUCAUCCAAGACAUUGAUAUGUCGUCUGUGAAACAGGACAACCUAAACACAACUAAUAGUAUAGGACAUGUUGAUUUGUUAAAGUCGCCUGGUCUUAAUAAGAUCCAAGGCUCGAACAUUAAUCUCACAUCCACACGAACAGUCGGAGAUAUAUUACAGGAACUCAAGAGAAUUCUCGGAGAUCGUGGAAAGGAAGUGGUAUACCAGUGUUCGGAUCAUUUGUUCCGACUGGAAAACUCUGACGUUCAGAUGGAGCUAGAGGUGUGCCAGGGAAUUAGUUAUAACGGCCUACAAGUACGAAGGAUUUCCGGUGACAAGGGACACUAUCGAGCUCUCUGCCAGGAACUGCUGUCAGGAAUCAAUCUAUGAUGGCCGCCUGCAUAUCUCAUGAAUAUCUUUGAAGUAAUGUAGUACACAGUGCCAAUGAUCUUAGUAUGGUCCUCCCCAAGUCAUUCUGUGCCCCCAUCAGCUUUCGCAGCAUAAUGAUGGAUUGAAACAAAGGGAAGUAACUCUGGUUGGUCAGACCCAAAGUAUAACAUAGAGAAUAUUCUGGAAUAUGAAACAAAUAAGAUAUUGCCUGUAAGGUAUUUUUGGAUGCUAACAUUGUGGUAUGAAUUCCUAAGUGAAGUUCCAUUGCCUAAAAAAUUAUAUUGUUGGAAUCUUCCAUAGUUUUUUAGUAUCAACAAUGUAUGUAUCUUUCAUAUGCCCUGAUGAGUAUUCCUGCGAUGGGUAGCCAUGGGAUUCUUUUCCUUUGGUUGGUUACCAGGGAAUUCCUCAGGUAUCCCAGGGAUUAAUAUGGGUUACCAUGGGAUAUCCAUGGGCCACUACCCAGGGUAUUUCUGGAAUUGGUUAACAUGGAAUUCCUAAUAUUCAUGGGAUGAGUUACAAUGGAAUUCCUGGUAUUGGUUGCCAUGGGAUACCCAGAGUAUUCAUGAGAUGGGUUACCAUGUUAUUCCUCAGGUAUCCCAUGGGUUACCUUGGUUACUAGAGGACAGCCUGAGUGUUAUUUCUGUAUCAGACUCCUUUAGGUGUUUGUAUCCUGGCACUGUGUACCUGUAACUGUUAAACAUCUGGUUGUGUCAGAUCCUUCCUGUCGUUCAUUCUCAUGGCACAUCGAAAUGUUGAAGUUUCCCUUCUUCACCUCCAACUCAUUUGCAAUUGGUGACAUGGCGUACAUGUGUAUUUGAAGGUGGGGACUGUAUCAAAGGUCGCUAUUGAUAAAAUAUAUAUGAUGUGCUUAUGUUUUUGAUACAGUCCCUUUUGGGAAUACAAAAAUUUUGGUCUGUGAUAAAAAAUGCUUUUGGCUUUACGGUCUGACCCUUGCAUCCUUGUAAAUAGAUGUGAACUGAAUUUUCAGGAGAUUUGAUUAUAAAAUGAAGGAAUAGUCCAUUUUUCAAAACAGUGGAAGAGUGUAUUAUGAAGAAAAUCUAUAAAUGAAUAUUUUCAUUAUUUCUAGUGUCAGGGAUAAAAAUGUGGUUGGGCUAACAUAAAGAUAGAAUAUAUUCUAUAUCUGUGCAAGGACGCAGGGGUUCACGAGUCUAUUGCUAAGAAAAGGUGCGGUUUGCUAUGAACUAAACAUUAAGUUGUACAUAUAUACUGCAUGGUUAUCAUACUGGUUUUUGUAAUGAUGAUUGUAACUUUUUUUGUUAAAUAUUCAUGAUAUUUUUAUUUAAUUAUUCUAUAUAUCGAGUCAAGUUGUUGGUUGUACAGUGAGGUCAGUGGAAUAUAUUGGUGUAGAGUAAAUCUGCAGACACGAUGUCGUGUACUAAGUAUCAUCCCACAGUGCUAUUGUUAUACCCCAGGGGGUCAGGUACAAUAUAUUCCUAACAUCUGUCCAUCCGUUCGUCCGUGUGUGCAUCUGUCCGUCCAUGAAUUCGUUUCUAGGGCUCAUCUUCCUAUCUAUUUUAUAUAUGUUUUUCAUGUAAUAUCUAUAUAUAGGAUUAAAAAAAUUUGUAUUGUUAUAUCACCAAAAAAAUUAUAUUCCACUUACCGAAUUUAAGCUAAUUACCCUGACAAACAUUUAAGAUUAUAGAUAGAUAUAUCAUAGAAAAGUAAUGUUUGGCUGGCCAGAUCACAAAGGAUUUUUCAUGAAGGUUAAGUGUGUCAAAUACAUAAAGUCACUGUGACAUAGAUUUUGACCUUUGACCUUCAUAAAUCACUUAAAAUGGACAAAAAUAGAAGCAGUAAUUUAGUCGUCUUAAAGUCCAUCUUGACCUCUGAGGGAGUGUAGUUUUAUAAUGUUAUGAAAUAUUCAUAGGGGUUGUUUAUGAUUUGUUUCAUACAUGUUAUGAUUUAUAAUAUGUUUAAAGAUGCUAGAUCUCCGACAAAGAGUAAUUAUAUGUUUUGAAAACAAGAAUGGGCAGAAAAAUCAUUAUGGUCCUAAAUUAAUUUUUUUACUAUCAUAGCCUUUUAAUAAGGUUGAUACAUGGUUUUAUUAACCUGGGAAAAAAGUUAUUGACCAUUUAUCGGGAAUCAUAUAUGACACUAUUCAGCCAAUCAGAAAGUGUGAAAAAUAUUAUUUUAUAAUAAUGAGAUGUAUAGAAGAGUGCAAUAACCCAGACAUUUAAUUGAAUAGAGCUCUUGAGUUGUUUCAUCUCUGAAAAAGAUCGCUAACUGAUUGAUUAAAAACAUAAAUAAGCUGUUGUAUAUUUUUAAACAACGCUAAAGUUACCUACGUAUACAUACUAUACACUAUUCUACCACAAUACCCUGUGUUAUUCAACUCUCAGACCAUCAGUUAAUCAUUACAGCUGUUGAUUAACAAUCUGUUUAUACCACACGUGGUAUAAAC
Molecule: messenger RNA, 6103 nt
Organism: Pecten maximus
Lineage: Eukaryota; Metazoa; Mollusca; Bivalvia; Pectinida; Pectinidae
Product: serine/threonine-protein kinase SIK3-like
Exons: 16
Coding region: 10-3681 (1223 amino acids)
Biological process (GO): intracellular signal transduction; microtubule cytoskeleton organization; protein phosphorylation
Cellular component (GO): cytoplasm
Molecular function (GO): protein serine/threonine kinase activity; tau-protein kinase activity; ATP binding
Source: RefSeq, a predicted model, not a curated record